Messenger RNA from Tympanuchus pallidicinctus (lesser prairie-chicken), 1698 nucleotides. RefSeq names its product transmembrane protein 82 (gene TMEM82). Bases 141 to 1379 code for a protein of 412 amino acids. NCBI's taxonomy places the organism in Eukaryota, Metazoa, Chordata, Aves, Galliformes, Phasianidae. The transcript is spliced from 5 exons. The record is from RefSeq and is a predicted model, not a curated record.
GUGGGGACGCUGCGGCGUUCUGAGCCUCGCCGCCACCUGAAUGUCCCCUCCUAUGGGGCCAGAGGUGCAGCCACAGGCAAUGAUUUACCAGCCCGUGCCCCCGCCCGCAGACCUUUGAGCUGGGCCUGGCGCUGCUCUGCAUGGCGAUGCUGUCCCUGGGGUCCUGGCUGCCCGCGUGGCCGGGGCUGGCGUGGAGCUGGGCGCUGCUGGACGCAGUGCUGCGAGGUGAGGCCACGGGGCCGUGGGGAUGUUGGGGACACUGGGGACACGGUGACACGGCACUGCUUCUUCCUGCAGGGCUGGUGGGGGCCUGCGCCACCUUGGUGCUCUGCAGCCUGCUGAGGGUUUAUCUCUACAUCCAGUGCCUGAACGACCCGGCGCGGCAGGACCUGCGGGUGGCCCUCGGGGCGCGGCGGUUGGUGCUGGAGCCGCUGCACGUGCUGGUGCUGACGGCCAUCCUGGCGCUGGUGGGCUCCCGCGUGGCCGCGCUGGUGGUGCUGGAAUUCUCCCUGCGCGCCAUCUCCACGCUCCUCUCCCUCAGCAAGCGUUGGUGCUUUGCAACACCCAUGCUGAGGACAAGAGAUGCAGCAUGGAGGAAAGCGCGCAUGGCGGCACGGCGGUGCAUGGCUUGGCAGUGGUGUGUGGCUUUGCAUGGUACGUGGUGUUGCGACGGCGCAUCGCCUGGCUGCUUUGCACCCCCUCCUGAUGCAGCUCCUGACGGCUCCGUCCCGCUCCCGCAGGGCGCCCACAGCAUCCAGCUGCUCGUGCUGUGCCAGUUCUCGCUGGGCUGCGGGCUGUCCUGCGGCCUCAGCUUCCUGCUGGAGGAAGCUCCCCAUGGGACCUGCAACCUGGUGCUGGCGGCGGGGCUGGCGGGGCUGCUGGCCAUGCACGCCCGCCGCUUGGCUCUACACACCUGCACGCUGUAUGAGCUGCACAGCCAAGCGCGGUACUGCGGCGUCUGCAUGCUGCUGCUCACCUCUGGGCACGGCGUGCCCCGGCUGCUGCGCAAGGCUCUGGUUGUCGCCUUCGUCGUGGCUGACCUGGCCGCCGUCGCGCUCAUCAAUCGUGAUUUCCUCUCGACGGCGGAGGCCGUCCGCUUCUGGACGCCGCUCACUAUCUGCUACACGCUGCUCGUCGUUUACAUGCAAGAGGAGCAGCGGUCAGGCACGGGCACGCAGGCAGCCUACCAGACAGUGCUGGUGCGCAUGGGAGGCCUCUUCAUCCUCCUCUUCACCGUGGGCCGCUGGACAGACCUACUCCACAUCUUCCUCUCGCUGCUGGGAGAGCUCUGGUGCCUGCUCCACACCGGCGUCCUGCUGGAAGCUUGCCGGCAGCGGGAUUUCUCCUCGCAGCAUCGACCGAUGUCAGGAUCGUCCUGAGGUGUAAGCAGGGAUGAGGAACUCGGAGCAGCUCCCUAAGUCCUCCGUGCUGUGCUGGACAGCCGCUGUGGGGACACGGGAACAGGGGAAGGGGCUCCUGGAAGGUGCUGAUCCCAUCCUGUUGGAUAUGUGGAUGCUUGUACAGCCCCUGGCUUUUGAGGCCCCCAUCCCCAUGGUGGUGAUUGGGCUGGAGGUCACCUCCCUCGUCCUGCUGAGGGAUGUGGGAUGCAGACGGAUGCACUCAUCCUCAGGGGCUGCCAGGCUGCACCACUGAGGUGCUCCGAGGGACCUCUGGAACUUCAUAAAUCAUGGAAAAUGA